Molecule: messenger RNA, 2931 nt
Organism: Alternaria rosae
Lineage: Eukaryota; Fungi; Ascomycota; Dothideomycetes; Pleosporales; Pleosporaceae
Product: dynein associated protein-domain-containing protein
Exons: 17
Coding region: 1-2931 (976 amino acids)
Source: RefSeq, a predicted model, not a curated record
AUGACUACCCUCAACCUGAAGCUCGGCCAGACGGUCGAGACUUCUGGCGGUGUAGACGGCAUCGUCCGCUACCUGGGUCCUAUCCACGUCUCAGAGGGACAGUUUGUGGGAAUAGAACUCCCAACUGCUACUGGCAAGAACGAUGGCUCCGUACGCGGAGAGCGAUACUUCACUUGCGCACCUCUUCACGGCCUCUUCAUCCGCGACACUAGCAUUGUCAGCAUCCUCUCUGAGGCAGCACCCGCACCGGCUCCUCCUACCCCACGAGCGCCUACAACCACUACAAGGACAACCACAUUGAGCAAGCGGCAGUCAGUCGCAGCUCCCUCAACAACACAACCGCCUUCGCGUGGCCCAAUUCGCAAGGCCAGCGUGGCGAGCACAUCAAGCAACUCUGCCGCUGAAUCCUCUCGCACUCCAUUUUCUCGACCCGAAUCCUCCCGCGCAGAACCGUCUCGUCCCGAAUCCUCUCGUCCUACACCAUCAGCCUCAAGACCGAGUCUUGCAUCUUCAGUCAAUAGCAAUGCUGGGAAAGCAUCGCGCGAUAAUAACAAGCAACACGCGGAAGAUCAAGAGCGCCUGAGGGAGUAUGCUCAGCGGCUACAGAACAAGUGUCAAGCCCAAUAUACCGAAAUCCAAGAACUCAAGGACAAGGACCACGAGGUGGACUUGGAGGAUGCCUUGGCAGAAAUCGAGUCGUUGCGCAAGCGUCUAGAAGAGCAGACACUGGAGCUGGACAUUCUUCGCGAUGAGGCCGACCUCUUCACAACUGAAAUGUCAGAGGACCAGAAGCAAGAGGCUGGAUACUACCGUCUCCAGCACGAGAAUGAUCGCAUGCGACAGGCGUUGAUCACUCUGAAGGAGAUGACAGAGGAGCGGGAACAAGACUUCAAGGCACACAUUCUCGGACUCGAGGCCGAUGUCUCACAGCUUGAGUACUACCGACAAGAUAACGCGAACCUCCAAGAACGUCUCUCUGUAUCCGAAAACCUCGUCGAUCACCUCAAGCAACAGUUGGACGCUGCCAAUGAAUGGGAGGAGAUGGUCGAGGAAAUCGCGGAGCAGGAUCUGGUUCUAGAAGCUCAACACCUUGAGCAAGAAGAGGACAUGCUUGCGGAGCUUGAAGCUAAGAACAGCGAGCUCGCAGAGCAAACACGCCAAAUUACUGAACAGACCAGCAUCAUCGCCGACCAGGAGUCCUUGAUCUCCAAAUUCCGAGACCUCUCUUCCAAGACUAUGACGGAAGCUCAAGUCAAGGACACCACUGGUCGAUUUAACGAAGUUAUGGACCUGAAUCGCCAACUUCGUGCAGCCACUGUGUUGUCGACCACACGAGAGAUUGAAUCUUCGCUGAUUUGGAACGAGACAGAGUCCAAGGAGUUCACUCGAAGCGAGUCUCUCCAAGCGUAUCUCACCACAGAAAGGAUCGCCGGGAAAUCCGACCUGCUUGUCAAUGUCUUGAGGAGCACCUGUCGCCACAUGAGCAAUGGCGGUCGAUUGGACGAUGCCGUCUCCAGACUCGUCUGCGAAGACAACCGUCUCUGGUCUGCCAUUCGUGGCUUGUCUUUGGCCGAAUUCGCCAAUUUCGGCCCGACGUACCAGGAACUGAUCUCGGUAGAGCAGGCAGACACACUCAACUUUGAAGAAUUUGCUGGGUCCCUGGAGCGAUCGACCAAGACACAUGAAGCAAUUCUGUCAAGCCACCAAGAGGUCCUUGCUGCACGACCAGAGGGGGAAUUCCUCUCCAUGGCGACAUCUCUCCACGCGAGGAUAAAUUAUAUCCUCUACAUUUACGAUUUGGCACACUUUGUCCUACAGAAAAUGCUCGUCCAUUUCAACGAGCCAUUGCUGCGGACUCUGAAGGCUCUGGCUCAGGAUCACAUGUACCCUGAACAACCACAUGAUUUCGAGGAGGCUAUCAAAUACGACGAAAAACUGGCAUCGGCUGCUGGAACCCUUGCCGCUUUCGUCUGCAGCCUCAUCGAGGAGCCAAUCCCUGCUCGUGAGCUCCGCGUGAUCAAAGACAGCAUCGAUAACCUCGAUGAUGAUCAGAAUUAUACUUUCAUGUUUGCCCACCUGAGCAGUCUUACUAUCCAUCUAAAUGCCUGGGCCGACCAACAUGGACCUACGCCCUGGGCUCAAAAGGCGAAGGAGGUUGAGGCGGGACGAAAGAAGGACGACGAGGCUCAUCGUGCCACUGUCCUGAAGAUUCACGAGCGAGAGCAAGUCAUCGCUACCAAGGAGCUCGAAAUCGAGCACUUGAUGGCUAAGAUCAAAGAUGCUACCAGCAAGACCGAAGGUCUCGAGGCUCUCCAAGAAGAGCUCACGAGUCGUCAUGAUAAGAUUAUGGAUCUUCAGGCUCUGAACCGAUCCCAGAUGAUGGAGAUUGAGGCUUUGAGAGAGCGCUUGGCCAAUGCCGACGAGCAUGCGCCAAACGACGCAGGACAUGCCAUGGAGACCACUACCGCUCCAGUCGAACAACCUCGGGAAGAGCAUGACCCGUUCGCUCAUCCCAGCAAGCUCAACACUAUGCUCGACGCCCUCGAGAAUGAGAACCAUUGGCUGCGCAAGCGUGAAAACAACUUUGCAUUCCAAUGGAACCUGCGCGAGACGUUGGUCGAUCUGGCCACCUACAAGCAUAUCGACAAAGAUACCAAGAAAAUCUAUGAGGGACUUUACCUCGAUGACGAUGAAUCCGACGAUUAUGAUCCAUCAAGCCCAGUGCUCGAGGAGAACCCAACAUAUCAAAUCCCGAACGCACAUGGUGCUGGCCGACCUAAGAUGUCGGCUAUCGAACUCAGUGGCAUCAGCCUAGGCUGGGAAGAGCGCGCACAUAGCCAUAAGGUGGCCUUGGAGCAAGCCGAGGAGGACUUCGUCCACCUGUCCAUGCUUGGUGAGGACUACGACGACUUGUCAUUUAUUGCGGUCUAA